AUGGACGACACCGUCUCUACUACCAUGCCUGACUGUUCUCGCAAGACUGAGUCGAACGCCUGCACUCGUGGCCUCGACAAUUGCUUUUCUCUCGCCGCCGAUGGCUCCACUGACGUUAUGCUUGCUAGUGCAACGCAGCCGGGAUCAUUCUCAGCACCGACCCAAUGUAGUGGAAGCACUGGACGAGAUACAAUCGCCGGUGGGGGAAAUGGAGGGAGUGGUCCUGAUGACUUCUUCCUGUCCCUGUUAGCUAAGUCACAGUCCCGCCGAAUGGAUGAACAGCGCUGCUCGCUUGAUCUGGUUCAGGCACGACUGACCUCUACAGUCUCAUCCAACGCUAGCUCCUCUUCAGUUCGACCGCAUGAUCAUUCCUUCGGCUCUACCUCGGUACCAUCACCACCUACGACGGCUACAUCUUUGGCGUCACCGCCCGAACAAUCGGCACAACUGCCACGAUCGGCCGUUGAUGAGCCAAAUGCGCUUUCUGCGACAUCUUCUUUGUUAGUUGGUGCUCAACAAUCGGCUUGGCUCCGUACUGGCUUGCGGAAUUCGGAGCGGCGUGAAGGCGCCUGCGCUUCAGCAAGUCAGCUAGUGCUGCAGCAAGACCCACUUCAGCAACGACGGCAACAAGAACAGGAGAUGCUUGAAUCAAGAGAGGCGGCCCAAGAUGAAUUAUUCGACUUGAUUGCCGGAGCUCAGGUAGGCCACACAUUUAUGGACUAUUGCGUUACAUAUUUUUGGUCAUUAGGUCCUCAUCAUAAGUAG
This is a messenger RNA of Protopolystoma xenopodis, 765 nucleotides long. NCBI's taxonomy places the organism in Eukaryota, Metazoa, Platyhelminthes, Monogenea, Polystomatidea, Polystomatidae. The record is from the annotation of a GenBank genome assembly.